Messenger RNA from Helianthus annuus (common sunflower), 483 nucleotides. RefSeq lists its product as uncharacterized. The transcript has a single exon. Bases 1 to 483 code for a protein of 160 amino acids. The record is from RefSeq and is a predicted model, not a curated record. Lineage: Eukaryota; Viridiplantae; Streptophyta; Magnoliopsida; Asterales; Asteraceae.
AUGAGGAAGAAAUUGCUCACGCAAGAUAUCAUUCUUCAAUGGGAUCUCUCGAGAAGGAAGAAUAUGAAUAUGUUAUGCUGCUUGCUACGUUAUGAAAACCAUGAUUCGCAUCCUCAUCUAUUUUUUGAAUGCAAAUACUCGACGCAGGUGUGGGAUAUGGUUCGACUUAAAGCUGGCAUGGAUGAUAUUGAUUCGAAGUGGGAGGAUAUCGUCGGUUGGCUUAUGCUCAAAUGCCAUUCGAAGCUGGUGGAUCAUUAUGUGAGUAGAAUUGUAGUGGCUGCUUCUGCUUAUUUUAUAUGGCAGGAACGUAAUGCGAGGCUUUUCAAGAAUCAAACGCGACCUCCGGAGAAACUCUAUGAUUUGAUAAUCGAGACUGUUCGGUAUAAGAUUAUGGGAGUCAAGUGGAAGCGGAAUGAAAGAGUUCGAAGGCUUCUAGGGGAAUGGGGGAUACCAGAUGCGGAUACUAAUGGUGAUGGCGAUUGA